CAGCUAGCCAUCCAGCAGCCCACUCUCGCUUCUUUCGUUAGCUCUUUCAGUCCUUCGUUCUUUUUGAGCAUUCAUCCAAGAUGCUCCUCCCAUUCUUCCUUGCUGUUCUUGCAGCUGUGUCCACUGCAGAAUGUCAAGAGGUUACUGAGACAGUAAUUCGAUGCACAACUAGCUAUGGCAUGUUUGCUGCACGUACCGGAGUCAAUAUCGAAACAGCUUUCUUUACAACGACUACAACUAAUAGCUUUGCCAUCACAAGCACCGUCCAAGCGACAAUCACUGUCACUCCUUUGGCAACCACGUUCAUCAAUGUCGUCAAUGUCACUUCCACACUAACCACGACCGUGACUUCCGUACCGGCUGCGACCACAAUCUCUGCACCAGUUGGAUUCUUUCCGCUCAUCAACCGAGGAACUCCAACGCCUAUCCCAACCGCAAUCGGCCGUCACAGACGUGCAUUGAUCGAGCCCCGCGCCGAGCACCUUCAGAAAGUCAAACGCCUUCCUAAGACUCCGGCCGAAAACACCGGAGAGUUCAUCGUCCUACCAAACGGCGACGCUCAAAGCCUCAACCGCGUCUUUCCCACAUUUGUUGAGUGCCGUGUCAGUAUCAACAUCAACAGCACCGAGACCACUAUCGUCACCGGCCUUCCUAAGACGGAAGUCUUGGUCCCUGCCACUGCUACUGCUGUUAGCACUUCAACAGUCAGCGUCACUGAGACAAUCAUCGACGUUCAGGCUCAGCCUACUGAGUACGCGGCCUGUCAACCCAACAAUGUUGUGAACAAUGUCCUAGGCUUCGACAACCAGCCAAUCUACUUCGACCGCAUCGUCUUCAACUCCCCUGAGGGCUUCUCUAUCGCCAACAGCCUGGUCGUCAACACCACUUCAGCCAUCAACUGCUGCAUCGCAUGCCAGAACAUGGCGUUCUGCGCUGGCUCCUUCUACACACCUUCCAUUCGGGCCUGCCACUUGCAACUCGCCCAGGCAGCACCCUCAGUCCCUUCGCUGCCAGCCUCGAGCUCCAUCCCUCCCUUCCCCCUGCCUUCCUCGAACACAAGCCUGCCCUACCCGACUGCGUCCGGCGCCCCGUAUCCCACCGGCAACGACACGGCUGCACUCUUCCCCACAGCCACAGGUCUCAUUCCAUCAGGCUUCUCGACACUGGUCCCCAGCGCGACACCCAUCUCCAGCUCCUCCAAGGGCGGCAUGAGCACCCUGCCCAUUUCCGAGCCGGCCAGCACUGGAACCUUCGAUGCGCCUGGAGCGGGGACUUGCUCGGCUGGUAGCAAGAGCUUGUACCUGGGCAUGAUUCGCGGCCAGAGUGGGUUCCCUGAGGAUGUCGCGAUCAGUUUCAGCAACGGGCCGUGCGGACGGAUGAGCGUCGAUUUCGAGGAGGUGGCGCCGAUGACUACUAGUGAGUUGGUUGCGAAGAGGAUGGUGAAGAUUGGGUGGUAG
Messenger RNA from Macroventuria anomochaeta, 1457 nucleotides. RefSeq lists its product as uncharacterized. Lineage: Eukaryota; Fungi; Ascomycota; Dothideomycetes; Pleosporales; Didymellaceae. The transcript is spliced from 2 exons. The record is from RefSeq and is a predicted model, not a curated record. Bases 81 to 1457 code for a protein of 458 amino acids.